Elgaria multicarinata webbii is the source of this 2915-nucleotide messenger RNA. It is a transcript of the gene IKBKE, whose product is annotated as inhibitor of nuclear factor kappa B kinase subunit epsilon. The transcript is spliced from 21 exons. The record is from RefSeq and is a predicted model, not a curated record. Gene Ontology annotation, cellular component: cytoplasm. Gene Ontology annotation, biological process: peptidyl-serine phosphorylation. The coding region runs from base 272 to 2425 and encodes 717 amino acids. Lineage: Eukaryota; Metazoa; Chordata; Lepidosauria; Squamata; Anguidae. Gene Ontology annotation, molecular function: ATP binding; protein serine/threonine kinase activity.
UGGAUCGAUCGCACGAAGCCGACGGCUGUCCUGCUCGCCAAGCCCCCACCACCUGCCUGCAGGUCGGGCACCUGGUAUCCUAGGUCUUAAUGUUUUUCAGUUGUAAGGAGGUGAACUGCCAUAGCUUGGAUGUGCAUUAAUCAUAAGUGAAAGGAGAAUUAUCUCAGUUGAUGAAAGAUCUGACCAAGGUUGGCUCAUUCCUGCUAAGUGGCAUUUGCUGCCUGCUUCCAUUUAUCUUUUAGCUGAUAAACAGUCUAGCUUUCUCCUGGCCAUGGAAAGCACACUGAACUAUCUCUGGAAAAUGGAUGAUGUGCUAGGCCAAGGUGCCACUGCCAGUGUGUACAAAGCCCGCAACAAGAAAUCAGGAGAGCUGGUUGCUGUCAAAGUCUUCAACAAUGCCAGUUACCUGAGACCUCAGGAAGUGCAGAUAAGAGAGUUUGAGGUGCUGAGGAAGUUAAACCACCAGAACAUUGUCAAACUCUUUGCGGUGGAAGAGAUUGAAAGUGGCAAACAGAAGGUACUGGUGAUGGAGUUCUGCUCAGGUGGAAGCCUGCUGAGCCUGUUGGAAGAACCAGAAAACGCUUUUGGCUUGUCAGAAUCUGAGUUCCUCAUUGUGUUGCGCUGUGUAGUGGCUGGCAUGAACCACCUUCGUGAGAAUGGAGUCGUCCACAGAGAUAUCAAACCAGGGAACAUCAUGCGGCUGGCAGGAGAAGACGGAGAGAGUAUUUACAAACUCACCGAUUUUGGGGCUGCCCGAGAAUUGGAUGAUGAUGAAAAAUUUCAAUCAGUUUAUGGGACAGAAGAAUAUCUUCACCCGGACAUGUAUAAGCGAGCAGUGCUGAAGAAACCCCAGCAGAAGGCGUAUGGGGUGACUGUAGAUCUGUGGAGUAUUGGGGUAACUUUUUACCAUGCAGCCACAGGUAGCCUCCCAUUUAUCCCUUUCGGGGGACCUCGCAGGAACAAGGAAAUCAUGUACAAAAUAACAACAGAAAAACCUACUGGAGCUAUAGCAGGCACCCAAGAGCAAGAGAAUGGGCCCAUUGCGUGGACCUAUGAGCUACCCAUCGCAUGCCGGCUUUCUCUUGGACUGAAGAGACAGCUUGUCCCCAUCCUUGCUAACAUCCUUGAGGCUGAUCAAGAGGAGUGCUGGGGCUUCGAUCAGUUUUUUGCUGAAACCAAUGACAUCUUGCAUAGGACGAUAAUCCACAUCUUCUCUCUGUCACAAGCUAUCAUGCAUCGGAUCUACAUCCAUUCCUAUAACACAGCCACCAUAUUUUUAGAAGAAGUUUUCAGGCAAACAAACAUUGCCCCCCAUCACCAGGAAUAUUUCUUUGAGGGUCAUUCAUAUGAGCUGGAGCCCAACCUGCAAGCUCAUAAUUUCCCAAAAACCACAGAAAACUGCCCUCUGAUCAUGAUGAGCACUGAACCAGAGGACCUAAUGGGCUUGAGAUACAGAGAUCCAGCGUUAGAGUUCCCAAAAUUCCACCCAAAGAUUGAUGUCAUAGCAGACUGCAGCACAGCAAAGGAUGUCCUGACUGCAACUCACCAAACACUGAGGAUCUCUCGAUCAUUUCUGCAGUGUCGGGAGCUCAUUCUCAGAGGCCUGUAUUGGGUGAGUGAGGCUGUGAAAGGGGAGUGCCUGCGGAUUUUCGAGAAGAGGCAAACCAUGGUGGCAACGCUUGGCUGCUUGCAACGAGAAGAGACGAAGAUCCUGGUGCCGUAUGAGACUAUUGCUGGGGAUGGUGAGGUUCCAGGGCUGAAAAAUAUGGCUGAACUGAAAACGAGGCUUCAAGCUGUCAGUGACGAGAUCUCCAGAUAUGCCCACAGUGUCUCUGAACACCAAGCAAUGGUACGGUGUAUUUUAUCUGAAGUGGGGGGAAAAUGGAGCCAGAUGAAAGAAGACAGAAGCAUCCAGAAGAUGGAGGCCUGCCUUGACAAGAUGCAGCUCAUCUACAGCCAGUUCAAGAAGGCCCGGAAAUGCCCACGCCUGGGCUAUAAUGAACAGCAGAUCCACAAGCUGGAUAAGGUGAAUUUAGGACAUUUAGCCAAAAAAGUUCUUUCAGUUUUCCAGGAGAACUGUGUACAGCAAUACCAGGCUGCUCUUUCAGGACAUGGAACUAGAAUGAGGAAGACAUUUGAAAUGAGAAAAAAAUUGAAGAAGCUGAACAGAUCUUUAACUACCUGUAGUGCAGAGAUGUCAGGAUGCCAGGACUGCCUUUAUAAAGUUUUGGAUGAGUUACCUAGAAGGAUCCUUCAAGGCAAACUGACAUCUACUGCACCGAAACAAGUUUACUUAAAUCAGAAACACCAGGACAUGGUGUUUGGGAUGCAAGAGCUUCAAGACCAGAUGAAAAUAGUAGCUCACAACCUACAACUCAACAACAGUAUCAUCCAACGGUUAAAUGGGGUUGCACCAGGCCUGUAGGGGAGAGAGGUUGCAGAGGCUGAAACAAUAUUAUAAUGUGGGCAGACUGGUGUCAUCUAAGACCUGAGAAAACCUCAGCAUUCAGACUUAAAGAUGCCAAUGAAUUCUACCUCCUUACUCUAGCGCUUCGGCAUGGCUUGGAAUCACUGGCGCAGCUAAUCGGCAUACCUUGAUUGGUAGCGCGUCUGAUGUUUUUAGUUUGUUAUUAGAAAGAAAUAUUUUUUUAAAAUGUUCAUUGUUUUCUCAUGUCUGUUGAUUUCUGCAGUGGAGCAGAGGUUCUAUUUCUUUGGUUCUCUGAGAUUUGGCAUUUUGGAGCAUCUCAGCAGGUGUAUGCUGGGGAGAGAUCCAUCUGUGGGCUUCUGCUUGCCAUGCCGCUUUAAAAGGCCUGAGGGUGGAGAGGGGAAAUCCUGGUGAGCUUAUUUCCCUGCACUGUCCAUUGUUGAGAAGUGCAUGUCACUGAAGUAAAGAUAAUAAACAUCAGUGGCUUGUU